AUGGUUAUAUUAGUUCUUCGUCAACCGUCAACGACCUACUUCUUUACCUCUGUCUCCUCCGCUUUCCAAGAGCUCUCUGUCUCUCCUUCUUGCUCCCUCGUUGAUUUCCUUACUUUUUUUUUCACUCCGAGUACUGGUUUCUUUCUAUAUCAUUGCUUCGGCUUCAAUGAACUCAAAACAGCCACCAGGAACUUCCGUCGUGAUAAUAUGGUUGGUGAAGGUGGCUUUGGUUUGGUCUUCAAGGAGUGGAUUGAUGAGAAUUCAUUAACAGCUGCCAAGUCUGGUACUGGCAUGGCUAUUGCUGUGAAAAGGCUUAACAAAGAAGGUCUCCAUGGUCAGAAGGAAUGGAUGGCAGAGGUUAACGCCAUUGGAAAGCUGCAUCACCCAAAUCUUGUGAGGUUGAUAGGUUACUGCUUACAGGAUAGCUGCCGGUUUCUGGCGGUAUUUUCAGUCUCAACCGCUCCCAUGGAGCCUUCGCAUCAGAUUGCCCUGGGUGCAGCAAAGGGUCUAGCAUUUCUUCACAGUGUUGAGGCAAAAGUGAUAUAUGGGAACUUCAAAACUCCUAAGAUCCUUCUUGAUUCAAACUACAAUGCCAAACUCUCUGGUUAUGGUUUGGCCAAGGAAGGGCUUCAGGGUUAUAGUAUGCUUCAGUUAUCCGAUUGUUCGUGUUCAAAUAGCAGUAAAUUCUACCAUGAAGAAGAAGACUUAAGACCCGAAGGUGAUGUAUACAGUUUUGGGGUUGUUCUGCUUGAAAUCUUAUCCGGCAGACGAGCUUUGGAAGCUAACAGGCCAUCAGGAGAGCAGGAUUUAGUUCAACAUGCCCGAUCUGCCAAAAAAUGCAAACUUCACCAACUUUUUGAUGCUCGGAUUGAAGGCCAGUGCUCUUCUGAUGAAGCUCGCAAAGCACUUAACCUUGCAAUGAAAUGCCUGUCAACGGACUCUUAA
This is a messenger RNA of Prunus armeniaca (apricot), 945 nucleotides long. The record is from the annotation of a GenBank genome assembly. Lineage: Eukaryota; Viridiplantae; Streptophyta; Magnoliopsida; Rosales; Rosaceae.